Molecule: messenger RNA, 702 nt
Organism: Ostreobium quekettii
Lineage: Eukaryota; Viridiplantae; Chlorophyta; Ulvophyceae; Bryopsidales; Ostreobiaceae
Source: the annotation of a GenBank genome assembly
AUGCAGCAAAACCUUCCUGGAGAGGCUGGGAUGGCACAGCGGCCGCCGCCCAUGAUGAGCGCCUAUGCUGGUGGUCCCCCAAUGCACACACCGACGUAUGUGCCACAAGCUCAACCACUUCCGCCAAUGGGAAUGCCUCAAAACGUCCAUCCACAAGGCAUGCCAAAUGUCUAUGCACCACAGCCCUAUGGCAUGGGUUAUGGGAUGGUGCCAAGGCCUCCUGGCCCAGUGCAUGCUGUCCUUCCUCAACCCCGGCCAACGCCAGGAGCCCCACCGCCAAGAAUGCCGGGCAUCCCUCCACCUGCUCCUCCAGGUGCAGUCCCACUCCUUGGGGCAAUUGCGCCUGUGUCUCGCCCUCUGGGGCAACCCCCUGGCGUCAUUCAGGCACCCCCUGUGCGAUCGCCUGGAAUGCCACCGGGUCUGGCACCAGCUCCGGCACCAGUCCAAGUCCCAGCCAGGCCCCAUGGCGGGGCGCUGUUCCCAAUUGCACCCACACCUACGCCCCCAGCCCCUGCUCAACCACCGUCCGCAUCUGUGGCUGCUGAGGCACAAUCUGCUCAAGCUGGGGCGACUGCUACAGGGACAGGGGAUCUGGAACUGGUUUGGAAGGAUGAGGAAUUUUCGAUGGAGGAACAGCGUGCAAAGUUGCCAAAGUAUGCUGCUUACGUUCAAAAUGGGUCGCAGGUAUCUCAAGUGCCAUGA